AUGGGUAACACUCAGGGAAAGCCGGUGAACUGCAAUGAUGCAGUCAACCUUCAUCAUUUUCGGCUUCUUCGUGUCGUUGGCAAGGGUGCCUUCGGCAAAGUUCGAAUUGUCGAGAGAAAGGACACCGGUCUCACGUUCGCCUUAAAAUAUAUCCGCAAGGAGGAAGUUGUUCGUUCGGAAAGUGUGAGGAACAUCAUUCGUGAACGGCGAAUGCUGGAGCACUUGAACCACCCAUUCCUUUGCAAUCUGCGGUACAGCUUCCAGGAUAUGGAGUACAUUUACAUCGUCGUUGAUCUUAUGAAUGGUGGUGAUCUGCGUUUCCACAUCUCACGAAAAUGUUUCACAGAAGACGCAGUGCGCUUUUGGAUGGCCGAACUAGGCUGUGCUUUAAAAUACAUCCAUUCGCAGGGUAUCAUCCAUCGUGAUCUCAAACCUGACAAUGUGCUCUUAGACUCCGAGGGACAUGUCCACUUGGCUGACUUUAACGUGGCCUCCGAUUUCCGACCAGGGAAACCUCUCACCAGCAAGUCGGGGACACUAGCCUACUUGGCGCCGGAGGUCUAUGAAGGGAGCGGCUACACUUUCGAGGUGGAUUGGUGGUCAUUAGGCGUUACUUUUUACGAGUGCAUCUAUAACAAGCGUCCGUUCGAAGGUCGGAGCCAAGACACACUGAGCGAGAACAUCAAAAAGGCCCAGCCCAAAUACUAUGUCACGAAUCCUGCAGUUUCAGUUCCUUGUCUGCGGGCUUUAGGAUCAUUGAUGCAGAAAGACCGAAGCCAGCGAAUUGGAGCCAUCGGCUGGGAAACUUAUACCCAGCACAUGUUCUUUGCGGAAAUCGAUUUCGAGGCUCUUGAGAGGAAACAGAUUCCGCCUGUGUUCCGUCCAUCCAGCGACAAGACCAAUUUCGAUGCGACCUACGACCUGGAGGAGCUCCUCCUUGAAGAAGCACCACUCGAGGCUCGCGCUCGCAGACAAAAGCCGCGAGCUGAAUUAAGGGAUGAUGCGACCGCCAAGGAAAUCCGAGAGGAUGAGCUCCACCGGUUAAUUGAAACGAUGUUCGAGCCGUUCGACUACACCUUGACGGACUACCAGGGCAAUGCCGCCGACGCUAUUGCUGCUGCCACCAACCCCGAGGAAUGCUUCCCAGUAGCUACAACUAACUCUGCCAACGCUGAACAUGCGCGUCAAUAUUCUCAAGCCGAUGCCCCCAAAAACAUAUAUCCCACUCAACCCGACGGACAGUUCCGUGCUCCCCCAAGCCAACAAAUCACUACAGUCAACGAGAGUCUCAACCCCCAGGAUUCCACGACUGGCCCACCACCAUCACCCUCUAAUCGCGUGUCACCCUCACCACCGCCCGCCCCGUCUUUUCACCGACCUCUCCCCCAAAACCACCGACCACGCGGCGCCACUCGGCAGAUGAGCAAGAGUGGAGGCGUACAAAUGGUGCUCAACGAAGCUGGCAGCUGGAGUGAGCUGGCUCAUUCUUCUUCCACGCUUCCCGCUGAGGGUCUGGAGGGCGGUGACGACAAAGGCAAACAAGCCAAUGGCAUGCUCUCCUUCUUCAGCCGCAAGAAGGGUCGCGAUCGCAGUCCCAAGCCAACCGAACCGGGUGUUCUUGGCAAGGAGGGAGCUAGACAAAUCAUCAACUGA
Penicillium salamii is the source of this 1653-nucleotide messenger RNA. NCBI's taxonomy places the organism in Eukaryota, Fungi, Ascomycota, Eurotiomycetes, Eurotiales, Aspergillaceae. The record is from the annotation of a GenBank genome assembly.